This is a messenger RNA of Ziziphus jujuba (common jujube), 477 nucleotides long. Its product is annotated as MDIS1-interacting receptor like kinase 2-like. Gene Ontology annotation, molecular function: ATP binding; protein kinase activity. Gene Ontology annotation, biological process: protein phosphorylation. The record is from RefSeq and is a predicted model, not a curated record. NCBI's taxonomy places the organism in Eukaryota, Viridiplantae, Streptophyta, Magnoliopsida, Rosales, Rhamnaceae. The coding region runs from base 1 to 477 and encodes 158 amino acids. The transcript is spliced from 3 exons.
AUGGAAAGAAGAAGCUUGUUUCGUAUAUUAAAUAAUGAUGUGGAGGCAGUGGAAUUGGAUUGGAAAAGGAGGGUAACCAUUAUUAAAGGCAUAACACAUGCCUUGUGUUACAUACAUCAUGAUUGCUUUGUACCAAUUAUUCAUCAUGAUGUAAAUAGCAAGAACAUUCUAUUAAACCCAGCACUUGAACCUUUUGUUUCUGACUUUGGAACGGCCAGAUUUCUCCAUUCUGAUACCUCCAAUCAAACUAUACUUGCUGGUACUUAUGGUUAUAUUGCUCCUGGUUGGGAAAGGCCUCCAUUUGCAAGUACCCCAAAUUUGCAAGGACCUAGGCAAUUAUCUUCCUCUCUGUUGGGUUUAUAUUCGUUUAGCUUUAUUCUUCUUCCUAUUUCAUUGGAGACAAGGCUUUUCAUUGCAAAAGAUCGAAAGAGCUCGUCGGACACUUGCAUCACUCGGACAAAGAAACACGGUCAGUGA